GACAAAAACAAAUUGCCGGUAAUUAUCAUGUAAAGUAUUUUUUCUCACUUCCACUUCGUCUAAUUUAUUAUAUAAAUUUAACUUUGAAAAUUCUACUCCAUUUAGUUAAAGGUUUGUGGUAACAUGGAAAUGAAGGUUCAAGUGAUUCUUAUUUUAGCCUUAUCUUUCAAAAUGGUGAUGAAUAGAGUGAUUUUGGUUGGAGGUGACUGUAAACUAGAUUGUUUAAAACGUAGUCUUAUGUGUGAUGAUCGAUGCAAAAGAAUGCCUUUCCGUGGAGAGAUAUGCUACUUAGAAUGCAGGGACACAUUAUCGGAAUGUCUGGAUAAACCAUGUGCGAAAUUUGCUGAGGACUAUUAUGGAAGAUACAGUUAAUCAACUGUCAUUAUUUCUUCUACAAAAAAUACAUAUUCGUUCACUUUUUAUAUUUACGCUAAUUCAGUGGUAAAAGAAAUUUAAUUCACAAUAUACAGCUAAACAUUUUAUCUUAUCAAAUACAGGAUCGAAAAAUAAUUGAAAUAUUGAUGUAUCUUCUUUUUACUGAAUAACACUACUUCAUUUUACUCGUUGAAAAAUGAUAAGUAUAUUUGCUUUGGCUGGUAAAAGUGAAUAAUAUAAAAUCAUUUAGAUUGAUUUUAUCGAAUGUGUGGUAAAAAGUAUAUAAGGUCUAAAAAGGAAC
Molecule: messenger RNA, 676 nt
Organism: Schistosoma rodhaini
Lineage: Eukaryota; Metazoa; Platyhelminthes; Trematoda; Strigeidida; Schistosomatidae
Source: the annotation of a GenBank genome assembly